AACAAGUCACGAGAACACAACUACCGGUCUUCUCUCUUUCUCUCUCGCUCUUCCUCUAAUUUUUAUUUUCUCUCCGUUUCCGGGAAAAUUUGCAAACUUUUUCCCGGCGUUGGUGGCGGGAAAACGAGGAUUUCCCCUCUUCUAUCUGAACUUUAAAACCCCAAAGCAACAACACAACAAACAAAAUCACCAAAACACAACCACCAGUCCUCUGUUUUUAAUUUUCUCUCUGUUUCCUGGAAAAUCCAGGGAAAAAUUUCCGGGCAGCAGUGGCGGUGGCAGGAAAGAGGAUUCUCCUCUUAUUUCUCUUCUUCGACAUAAACCCCGAUCCGGGUAUCGCUCUUCUUCUCCAAAUAAUCACCAAAGCAACUCUAAUGGCGAUGAAACUGGUCUCGCCGAGUAAACCGGCCGGUUCAAUGACCGAGACGGUGUUACGAAGGGUUUACAGCAACCUCGUGUUAGGCGGCGGAGAUUUUGACCGGAGAAGUCGCCGGAAAAGUCUAGGGGGCGGAGAGAAACAGAACAAGAAGAAGAACAGGAAACAGAGAAUGGAGUUUUGCGAUGAGGAAGAGACGAUGGAGAUGGAGCAGAUGGGAGCGGAGAAGACGAAGACCGUUCUUAUUCUGAUGAGCGAUACCGGCGGCGGCCACCGUGCCUCCGCCGAGGCCAUUCGUGAUGCUUUCAAUAUCCAGUUCGGUGAUGAUUACCGGAUAAUAAUUAAGGACGUGUGGAAGGAAUACACGGGGUGGCCAUUGAACGAUAUGGAGAGACAAUACAAGUUCAUGAUAAAGCAUGUUGGCCUUUGGAAGGUUGCAUUUCAUGGCACAUCUCCCAAAUGGAUUCAUAGCAGCUAUCUCUCCGCUCUCGCCGCUUAUUACGCCAAGGAAAUAGAAACCGGUUUAAUGGAAUACAAACCGGACAUUAUCAUUAGUGUUCAUCCAUUGAUGCAACACAUACCAUUAUGGGUUAUGAAAUGGCAAGGCCUCAAGAAGAAAGUUAUUUUUGUAACAGUCAUCACUGAUCUCAACACUUGCCACCGGUCAUGGUUUCAUCAUAGAGUGAACAGAUGCUAUUGCCCAUCGAAAGAGGUGGCCAAGAGGGCAUUGUUAGAUGGUCUUGAAGAGUCUCAGAUCCGUGUCUUCGGUUUACCAAUCCGACCGUCUUUCGCUCGUGCCGUUCUAUCAAAGGAUGAACUAAGGAAAGAGCUUGAAAUGGAUCCUGAUUUACCGGCCGUUCUAUUGAUGGGAGGCGGUGAAGGGAUGGGUCCGGUUCAGAAAACAGCUGAAGCGCUUGGAGAAUCGUUGUACGAUGCUGAGAACGGGAAACCGAUCGGGCAAUUGAUCAUAAUCUGUGGUCGAAACAAAGUUCUAGCCCUUACAUUAGCAUCCUUGGAAUGGAAGAUUCCGUUUAAGGUUCGUGGAUUCGAGACGCAAAUGGAGAAAUGGAUGGGAGCUUGUGAUUGCAUAAUAACAAAGGCUGGUCCUGGUACGAUAGCGGAAGCGUUGAUCCGAGGCCUCCCGAUCAUACUCAACGACUACAUUCCCGGACAGGAAAAGGGCAAUGUGCCAUAUGUUGUGGACAAUGGAGCAGGAGUUUUCACAAGAAGCCCCAAAGAAACAGCAAAGAUCGUGGCAGAAUGGUUCAGCAACAAGAGAGAUGAGCUGAAGAGGAUGUCGGAAAAUUCACUUAAACUCGCUCAGCCCGAAGCUGUGUUCGAUAUCGUUAAGGAUAUUAACGAUCUCACCCAACAGCAACAACGUAUUCAAAUCCACGAUGACGACGAUUUUUCCUACUGAUAGCUUCUUCUUCUUCUUCAACCUAACUUGCUAUUGUUAAGCUUUGCUCUUUGGUUUUAAGUGUUUCAUGUAUAGUUUUGUAGUGUAAUACUUGGAUUGUCAUUCUUUGGUCACAGGAACAGGGUUUGUGUUUCAAGCAUUUUGUCUAAAUGAUAUGUAAUUUUUUUUUUUUUUUAC
This is a messenger RNA of Tarenaya hassleriana, 1973 nucleotides long. Its product is annotated as monogalactosyldiacylglycerol synthase 3, chloroplastic. The coding region runs from base 375 to 1796 and encodes 473 amino acids. Gene Ontology annotation, molecular function: hexosyltransferase activity. The record is from RefSeq and is a predicted model, not a curated record. The transcript has 8 exons. Lineage: Eukaryota; Viridiplantae; Streptophyta; Magnoliopsida; Brassicales; Cleomaceae. Gene Ontology annotation, biological process: glycolipid biosynthetic process.